AUGGCCCAUUCGGUAAGUAAACGUAGCGUUUUGAAUAUAUGUUUACGAUAUUUUCAGAGUCAUAGGCUGGAUAAAGUUGUUUUUGAAUAUAUGUUUACGAUAGUUUUAGAUUAAUAUGUUUAUGAUAUUUCUAGAUUAAUAUGUUGGAUCUUAUCAAAGCUUGUGAAGCUGAAAGUGAACUCGACUUUCUUCAGGAGUCGUUUGUUCUGACUGAUGAGCAGAAGGAAGCUGUUCAUCAACAGCGCAUUAUAUUUUGGACGAACGCGAUGGCCGAAGAUAUUGAACGGGAGAAUCCGGUUGGAGUUGUUGAUGGCUUCAUGGAUAAUUGGACCGAGGAUCAACGUCGCCUGUUCAACGAAGUCUGGGCCAAUGAUGAUGGUUUAUGCGAACUCGAACAGUUACCUGAACCGCCAGAAAACCAAAUGGGUGAAGGGAGCAAGCGAAAGCAUGCCAGUGAUGACGCCCCCUCAAAACGCCAAAGACCAGAGGAGUAUUUCACUAUUAAAUCGGCGAAACAAAUCAACGUGAGGAAAUUCAGGACGACAGGUACACAUUAAAUUGUUUUUAUAUUUUUAAGCGUAACAUCGACUACGUGUGGGAUAUAGAUUGUUAUGUGCGAGUAAGGUUUCGUUUUUAUUAGGCUACAUUUACACUAUACCGGAUUGCUAUCGGAGUGGGUCAAAUUUUGUUGGUAUCGAAAAGCUGUGAAGAUUUUUAAUCUCAGAGACCCAAAUAAAAAUGCCGAUUCUGUCAAACUAAUAAGCAUUUGCUACUAGCCAUUGCUCCGUAACGGCAAAAGAAGAUGUAGUGACCAGCGAAUCCGGUAUAGUGUAAACCGGGGCUUAUAAGAGUUAUGUUUAUUGCUUGUGUGUAUAUCUGUAACUGGCUGCACAAACCUAUCCAACGCAUAAGCUUUUUUAUAAAUGGCCAUAACUCUCAAAUGAAGCUUUAGUAUUUACAGGGCUUACGAUUUGAAUUGUAGCUAAAUUUUCCAAGUAGCACUAUCCGAUAAAUAGCCUUAUCUGUACAAACCACGACCCCUCCGUUUUUAGGUAUUCUAUUCUGGUGGAUUAUUUUAUAUUACUGGGGUAAUCAUGUUACAGCUAUAAUGAUUAUUGCUGUAUGUCCAAUGAGUGAUAGCUUUAAAGUUUGUUCGUUCACUGCAAUCAGAGAUAUAAAUCAUGUUGACCGUUGGUUGUCCGUUAAUCUCUCACUGUGGACACACGUUGCCAUGAAAAUAAGACGCAGGCCAGGCCGAAAGUGUUUACAUUUCCACAAGCCUAGGCCUGGUCUAGGUCACCACUUGUAGUGAGCCCAGAUUUCCAGGCAAGCCAAAGUCUGUUUACAAUGUCAAAAUGUAGGCCAAGGCUAAUCCAAGGCUUGUACUGUAAACACGACUCAUGAAAUGUUGGGUGUUUAAGGCUACUUGUUACCAACCACAGUCUUCUGAUUGCUAUUACUUGGUUAGUACAAUAGUGUAUUACGGUUUUUUAGGUACAGACUACACUGUCCAAUUCAAUCCGUUGGACGUGCAUGGGGUGUCAAACGUCAUGUCGACGUUGAACCGCGCAUUUCAACACUUAUUUGACCGACUUACGAGUAAUAUGGCUCCUCACGAUCAAGUUCGCUUGACCUCAACUCGCAUCAGCUGGAUAAAUCCAUUUCCUUGCCUUUCCUACAACGCGAUCGUUUAACCCCAGAACGUUUCCUAGCUGCUAUUGAACGUGUCGUACAGUCCAAUGAUCAAUUUACUUUGGAUGACUUUGUCAGCGUCAACGUGGUUCAUAUGGAAAUGCCCAACGGUGCCGGUAGAAAACGACGUGACGUUGUGAACUUGGAAAGUUACUUAACGAAAAAACGAGGCAUAGUUCAAGUCAAAAACAAAGAUGAUCUCUGUUGUGCCCGCGCGAUCGUGGUGGCAAAAGCAAUAUUGGACAAAGAUCCGCAGUACAAGAGUAUCGUUAGUCGCACUGGUACACUGCAAGAUCGUUUAGCCCAAGAACUUCACGAGUCAGCGGGUGUUUCUCUUGGUUCCUGUGGCAUCCCAGAAAUCAAGAAGUUCCAAGCUGCUCUUCCUGGUUAUCAGCUGAACGUGAUCUCUAAAGAACAUUUGAACGCUAUGAUUUAUUCCGGUCCUGAAGCUGAGAAACACCUAUACUUGUACCACCAUGACAACCAUUUCGACGUCAUCACCAGUAUGCCUGCCUUCCUCGCCCGUAAACAGUAUUGCCAUAAAUGCAAGAAGGGAUUCGACAAAAUCACCAGUCACCCGUGUGGGGAUCUGUGCAAGCUGUGUCAUACCCAGAACUGUUUCCUCGUUGAAUGGAAAUUUUGCAAAGACUGUAACCGUUUCUUUAAAAGUGACGAAUGCUUCAAACGCCAUAAAGAUGACGCCGGUCCUGCCAAAUCCUUGUGUUGUGCUUUAAUUAAAUGUAAGAAAUGUAAACGUGUUGUUACUCGUGCCAGUCUUCGUGAUCAUCAUUGUGGCAAAGUGAGAUGUUCCACCUGUCAACAUGGACAACAUGGCGUCCGGUAGCACCGCCACGAGUAGCUAGCUGGCAAGAUGCUUUUAACUUAGAUCUAUUGAGCGAUAAGAAUAUUGAAAAGUAUCUAUUUAGUAAUAAUAAAGGAAAUCUAAAAUGGUAUGGCGAUUCUGUGUUACUACAAGAGUUAUUUGACCAUCUACUACAACAUCAGUUAAUCAGGUCGAAACCAGGCGGUUAUUGUAGAAAACUCGAAGGAGACGGUUUUACAAUUAGAUGGUACUCCGAUAACGGCACGCUGACAGUUAGCGAAGCGAAGGAGGAAAAGAUUAAAAGAUAUCUUCAACACAUUUUGACAAAAGAACCAGACUCUAUUAUUGAUAUGUCGGUAAGUCACUCAGACAAACAUGAUAUCGAUGGGGAAAACCUUAAUGUCAAUGACGGCGUAUCGCAGUAUGAAACAUCAUUGAAUCACGGUAACGAAUCGGACAAGACAAGUAUAGAUAGCCUGUCGACUAUUCUUGAAGAAUUUAAAUCUGUUGAACGGAGAUUAGACCGAAAAAUUGAUGAUAUUGCUCUCGACAUACGCAGAAUUAAAGAAGCAGACAAUUUCAAAUUCCCCUUGUCACGCGAUUAA
Messenger RNA from Paramuricea clavata, 3120 nucleotides. NCBI's taxonomy places the organism in Eukaryota, Metazoa, Cnidaria, Anthozoa, Malacalcyonacea, Plexauridae. The record is from the annotation of a GenBank genome assembly.